AUGACCUGGUCGCCAAGACUGGUCAUUACCUCGUCGGCCGUGCUUAUCGGCGCCAUCUUCGUCCCCCGGUUCACCUUCUUUCAGUCGGUCAUUGUCGCGCCGGCGUUCAUCGCGCUUGCUACCUGCGUGGGGGCGGUGCUACUCAUCCGGUCUCUGCUCAGAGCCGAUCCUGCGGGCGAUGGGCCGGGACGCAGGCCAACGCUACGUCCUUUGGUCUUCACCACCCCGUCGGCCUGGUCAGCGGUUCUCACCCGGCAGUCAUGGGAGGAGCAGACGACCUCGUCUCGCGGACCAGCGCUCUUCUCGACUGCUCCAGCAGCAGUCAAGGAUGCGCUGGAUCGUCUUCUCGACCUCAUUCAGCGGCAUUUCAUUCUACCUUGGUACUCCCGUAUUUCCCCCUCGCCCGCAUUCCCCAAGGGCACGGACACUCUCAUUCGGCAUGUCAUCGCCAACUUCGUCACGCAGGGCGAGCACGUCGACUGGUCCUCCCUGCUUGUCUCCCGCAUAGUGCCAAUCGUCAGGGACCAUCUACAGCACUAUCGCUCAGUCGAGAAUCUCGCUUCGGACUCGCGCACGGCCCUUCCCCUUCCCCUUCCAAUCAAGGCUCAUCCCGCCCUCUCGACACAAGAUCACUCCUCGGCGUCCGGAACGCCUCCUUUGGUCGAGUCACAUCUUCGCGCUCAGCUAGAGCUGCUGCUGGGCCGCCUGCUGCCCGAAGCGGACCGGUCCGAGGUGGUCAAGCUACUCGUGAGGGAGAUUGUGCUGGGAGCGGUCUUGCUACCGGUGUACGAGAUGCUGUGCGAUCCAGACUUCUGGAACCGGCAGAUCGACGACAGGGGCGGGAGAUAUCUACACGAGCAGCGCCAAGUCAGCCGGUUCCUCUCCGCCUUAUCGACCAUACCAGACUCCCCCUCCGCCACUGUCACACCGGUCAAGCCCCGUACAUCUUACCCUCCUGCUACGGCUUUCAUCUCGGCCGAGUCCUCAACACAGCACUUUGACGCAUUCAUACGGUCUAUCUCCCGUCUGAAAACGCUCGGGGAGGCGAGGCGGUUCCGGGCGGAUCUCGAUAGGGAGACAAGGGUAGCUCAGGCGGCAUUGAACGAUGAGGAGCUGAAGGAGAGUGGCGGCAAGGAGGGUGAGCGGGUCCUGAAGCGUGCAAAGAAAUAUGUGCAGAGGCUGGGAAGAGCGAGUGCUCAGGUGGAUGCGCGGAUCGGGGUGCUGUCGGGAUUGAGCGCAAACCCCGAAGUGCUUCGGUCUCCACUAUCUGUCUCGCGUUCUUCGGCUGCGCAGCCAGAUAUCGCGCUUCGGACUGUCCUAUUGGAUCCCUCGUCCUUGGCUUAUUGGCUCGAAUUCAUGGAACGUCGAAAUCGGUCCAAACUUGUCCAGUUUUGGCUCACCGUCGAGGGAUUCAAAGACCCACUCGAAUUGGCGGAGCCAUCCUCUUUCGGUACCUUCGAUCCCCAGAGCGGCUCCGAGGCGGAUGGAACGAUCCUCGACGAUACGACCUUCCUGUACGAGAUGUACUUUGCCGCCGGUUCCGAUAUGGGCGUCUCGACGCGAGACAUCGGCGUCAUUCGGGACUUUGUCAAGAGCCCUGUUGCUCCAGUAUCAGCGCAAGCUGUCCGAGUUGUCAAAGGCUCCAUCUUCUCAGCUCAACAGGCGGUGUAUGAGCAGAUGGAAGAAGAGGAUUGGAGCGAGUUCAAGCGGGGAGAGCUGUACCGCAAGGCGAUGCAAGACCUCUCUCGGCAGAGGCCGCUCGAUCAAAAUGCCUUCUCUCCUCGGUCCGUCACUUCCCCUUUGGUUGCUGCCGUUCAACCCGGCAAGCCAGUCCGACACGUCAGCUCCCCGUUGCUCGAGACCAAGGUCCGACGACCGCCUCCCAAAAUCGGUCCAACGCUGGUGAACGGCAAUUUCACGCCUACUACCUCGGUCGCACCCUUCGCUUCCAUAUCUACCGCCCCUCCUACCUUCUCUCGGAGUUUGACUCAGGUCAGAGCCAUACCCUCGUCUAGCCAGGCGCACACGCCGACCGGCACCCAGCCAUCUACCCCUCCCAAACGGUUCAAUCAUCUCGACGUCCUCUUCACGGGCGGCGCCAACUCUCCCACCGCUACGGAGUCUGAGCGGAGGAUCUUUGACGAUGACGACGAGGUGGAUGUCGAUGAUGAUGAUUUCGUGCAGGUUCAGCGGAUGGAGGCGAUCCAGGCUGCACUGAGCGAGAUCAUUGCGUCGGACGACAUGAUCAGCUCUCGGGUUGAAGCCCAUGCUUCGCCAACACCCGGCUCGGUCGCGCCGUCAAUGACUACCUCGCUUGUUCUGUCGCCUCUGAGCGAGCGGGAUGAACGGUCGUCCAAGCUAGCCUCUCGCAGCGCGGAGGAUCUACGUUCGGCGGGCUUGGCUGGACCGGCGGUAUCCGUACCGCCGACCGGGAGCUCCAAAGAGGGCGGUCCCACUCUGCAGCGGAGGCAGAGCAUGUCCAAGCUGAGCUCCUCCGUGGAUCGAGAUCGGCUUUUUGACGAUAUCACCGAGGCGGAGGCGGACGAUCAGCCUACGGAAUCGGUCGAUCCGGAGUACGUCCAGCUCGCUGCGCCAGGGAACCUCCACCUCGGCCCCGAGAUAUCCCGGCUGGAACUUCGAGUCCAAGAAUUGAUCAAGCAAGAGAACCUCCUCGAGGGACUUAUCCGGCGCGCUGAACUCACGGGCAAUGAGGCGGAGCUCAAGCUGCUCCAAAAGUCCAUCUCGACUGUUCGGCGGGACCUUCGGGGCUCGGUCUUUCAAAAGGCGCAAUACGAACAACAGGAGGAGGAGAACCGGCUCGUCCCUGGUCGUACGGUGGUCUCGGUACCGAGUGCACACGUCACUGUCGAUGCAACAGAGGGGAAGCAGGUCGCGCGGUAUGCGGUCAGGGUCAGCCAGAUGGGAGAGGAUGGACGGUCGGUGGAGGGGUCGUGGGUGGUGUAUAGGCGGUAUAACCAGUUCUUUGAGCUCGACAAGGCGGUCAAAGACUGGGCGGCGGGAUCGGCGGAUAGGGAGUUGAUGAGGGAGAUCAGGGGGCUGGUGGAGUUGCCCGGAAAGAAGCUGGGUCCGAGCACAUCGGCGGGACUGAUGGAGUCAAGAAGGCAAGGACUGGAACGGUACCUAAAGUCUCUCGUGACUUCAGCAAGCCUUUGCAAUUCGGACAUCCUCCGCAACUUCCUCUCCCGCUCAUCCGCUUCCUUCCCCUCCGCCCCGCUCCCUGGCCAAACAGCCAGUGUUGCGUCGCUCGCACCCCACAACAUCGUCCGAUCUCUCUACAAGUCCGUCGCCACAACGUUGGACGAGACGCCUCUCGGUCCAUCCAUGCUGGAUAUGAUCCACUCGACGCUGAACCGGCAAUUCAGCGACGUCGCUGGCGGGCUAGGGGAAGUAGUGGAGCUGGGCGGAGAACUGUUCGGUUAUGGGUCAUCCUUCAUCCCGCCUCUCUUGAAGGGCGGGAUGGGUGGUCUGACUGGUAGUCCAGAGAUCGGCGGGACUGCCGGAGGAGCCUUGAAGGCGGGCGGAGAGGCAGAGUCUGGGAGUACGGUCUUCACUGCGCCGAUCUGUGAUCUCUUCAUCGAGAUGUUCGACCUGGACGAGAGCAGCUGGCUGCGUCGGCAAGCUAUCGUCGUUAUCCUCCAGCAAUUCCUGGGCAGUACGAUCGAGAGCAGAAAAGUCCGAGACACGCUACGCGGAGUCGCCCAUCCAGACAGCUUGGAGAAGCUUCUGGUCUCUUUUCAGGAUAUGCUCUUUCCUGAUGGAGAGCGCCGGCCGCCCAGCGAGGAGCGCAACGAGACCGAGAAGCUCGCAACGCGCCAUCGAGCGUCCAAAAAGCUUGCUCUGCUCAUACCAGACAUUGCAGCGAACAUGAUAGGCCGGAGCAACGCCCGACGCGCGGCUCGAAGGGUGUUUGGGGUGCUCCAAGAUAAGCGGCUCAAUCAACAUCUCAUCCUGAAGAUCCUGGACGAGGUCAUCAGUGCGCUAUUCGCUAAGCCUGCACCCGAUACAACUACCGGAUCCGAUUCCGAUGCACAGUCGGGAUUCCCCGCGUAUUCCGACCUCACCGAUGCAGCCAGAUACUCCUUAGUCUGGAUCGGCAUAUCGCUAGUCAUUAUCCUUGCCUUGUGGUGUGGGACUGUCGCUUACAUCAGCGUGAACAAGGGAGAAGGAGGGGAGACCCACUUCAAGCCGCCCCCGGCUCGUCAGCCCGCGUAUCGUCCGACACUGGCAGCGGGGUAUCUAGGGAGCUGCUUGAUCGGCUGCGCCUUGCUCGGAGCUGGCUUUGAUGCCCUCGCCUCGAAAUGGGCUGCACUAGCAUUGGUCGGAUACCUCUUCAUCGCGUUGGUAAUCUGCUGCUCCUUUAAACGGCACGAAGAGGCUAUCGCACUGUACGAGAAGAUUGCAGCGCAGCACAAGGAGGCGACAGGGGGUGAUGACAUUGUAGCAGAUCGCCUGCGGCUGAAGCGGAUGGAGGACGAGCUGGAUCAGGUGUACGAAGACAAAAUGGUGUCAUUGGAAUUGAUCAUCUCUAUUGCCCUUUUCAUAUCAAUCGGAUGUAUCCUUCCUGGAUGGCUCAUCGCCGACUCUGUUGGCCUGCGCUUCGUCAUCAUGUUCAUCGGUCUCUUCUCCGCCGUCUACGCGGUUCAAGACAUAUACGACGAUGGGGUGAAGCACCGACACAUGUCCGGAAGCGAUGCCCACAACUACGCCAGCUUGCUCGUAACCUUCAAUCCUACUGUCGAGCCCUCACAGGUAGGCUGGGACGAGGAGGUCGGCGAGUAUCAAUGGAAGCUGGAGUCGAAGACUAAAACUCUCGCUUACACAUCACUCGCACUCCAAGUCCUUGCUAUCAUCAUCACCAUCCUUGCGGCGCUCUACUUGGUCCGUUCGACGACCGCCGAGCAGGCUCUCCGAUCACGACAAUUCCUGCCCUCGCCGUGGCACCUUCACAGCGCGGAUCUGCUGGAGAAGGCAAAGCAAGGGGGGCAGGGCUUACAGGAGGGCCUGGACUGGGGCAAGGAGAAGGUAGGCAGUCUGGUCGGGGGAGAUGACGGGACAUAG
Molecule: messenger RNA, 5079 nt
Organism: Dioszegia hungarica
Lineage: Eukaryota; Fungi; Basidiomycota; Tremellomycetes; Tremellales; Bulleribasidiaceae
Product: PXA domain-containing protein
Exons: 14
Coding region: 1-5079 (1692 amino acids)
Cellular component (GO): intracellular membrane-bounded organelle
Molecular function (GO): phosphatidylinositol binding
Source: RefSeq, a predicted model, not a curated record